GAAACACAGGUUUCAAGGUCGCUGAGUAGCAGUGUCUGCAAAUCUUGCAUCAAUCUUCACCGCCUACUCUCAAUGUUGCAAAUCACAAUCAAGAAGUAUGGCAAAGGUGGGUUCGUUUUCAACGUUGAGGCGUUUUCACGUCGUCCAAUUGUGUCUUGCAAUCUCCGCCAUUCUUGCUGAUCCGGCUUCUUUGCCGAACGAAAAUGAGCAGGGGAAUCAGGCUUCUGCAGAGCAUGGGAAAGCGAACGAGUACGAUGAGACGAGUCUAUCCGACAUCUCAUCAAACCCCUUGAAGAGGAUAACUCCAGAAGUGAAAAGGCAGGUUAUAGAGUUCUGCCGCUGCGAUAGGGACCGGAUCUAUUGGCCGAACUUUGUUUAUGCACUUAAAGUGACCGGUUCAUACGAGAACGCGAGGACUACUAACUUUCUCGGUGGGUCUAAGCAAGACGAGAUUGUAAUCAUUUCUCCGCGUAAGUAGUCGAGACAACUCAGAAUGCAUUGCCUGUAACUGAAAGGCAAAACUAGAUUCACAACUUUAAUGAGUAGUAAUCUUGGCUGAUGUUGAAAAACCAAUUUCUGGCGGUGGAUGACAAGUCGCUGGCUUGUUCUGUUUCUAACCUCUGCAUUCGGUCGGUUACGAGUGUUGGAGGAGUCUGAGAAAAGUAGCGCCGUUUCACUUCGCGGAUGCCCAACAGAUAUUUUUGGAAAAUUUCAGGCCUGACGCUCUAGAGGAGUUCGAGGAUGUGGCCUCAACCUGUCCCAUUGGUGCUCUCAAUAUUGCAACCGUCGUCGGGAGCAUAUUUGAAGUAUUCUCAUUAUUGACCUUAUAAAUAUAUGAUCAUAUUAUGAUCAUGUAGCUAGUCGUGAAAUGAAUUCCUCACGUUCUUUUAGGAUCGAUUAAUUUUUCGUUGCAUCACUUGUAUACCAACAUUCGCUGCAUUUAGUAAAACAGUCUAUGUAUCUUUGUAACCAACAGUAGGCACACGACUUGGGAGAACGCAAUUACGUGGACCUGGAUUACUGGAUGCAAUUUUGGCGUCGCUUCGCACAAGGCGUGAUCGAGUACACCGAAGCCCUAGGUUCGCGCACCUUAGAUUGUCGCGAGGUCUGGGAUCGCUUUUUCUCAGAGGAGAAUGGGCAAGCAGUGUUGCCGAACGCGGAUGCUGAGCAGAAUCAGGAAAAGGCGGAAGGACGCUUAGAAGCACAAGCUGUGCCUAGUGGUGAAGAUGAACGAGGACUACGAGAUGAAUCAAGAAGUGGUGCAGAGAAUAAUUGGAAUUCCAAUUCCAUUGGUACGACUCCUGGCGAUGUGGAGAGUAGCGAAUUAGCGUCCAGCAUGAUGGAGAAUGUAAGUGCUGCAGAUGUAGUUGGAUCCGAACAAGCCGCGGAGCAGGAGUUUUUGCCAUUUGUCUUCGACGUUCCGCGUUUCACUUUGAUGCUGAAACGGAUGUUCCGGAAGCUGAUCGCAUGGCAACGGCUCAUGUGGGAGGACGGCUCAGACACGCCGACGGCACGCGAGGCAGCGGUGUACGAGAGCUUUAGGAUGCAGGUUGCGGAGAUCAACAUGAAUGCAAACGCACGAGAAGAGGUGGAAACCAAAAGCUGUGUUGACAAAGACCAUGCGGUCGCCACGAGACCCGUUAUUCAACAGCAGGGAGAGGACUCUUCAACGCCCACGGACCAGCAUUGUGCAACAUCAUCAUCUCCGAUUACAACUACAAGUUCCAGUCCUACAAGUUCCAGUUCUACUUCCAGCACUUCCAGCACUAUACAACUAGUACCACCUCCGACUCUAGCAGAGCACGCAAACGCUCUCGGCCAAUUGCGAGAGGAGCUUUCAUUGUCUCUUUGUAUUGUCUACGGAAACGGAGCUCGUAGUUUUGAGCAUGCGCUGAACACGUACGAGCAGACAGGCCUCCUUUUUCUGGCGAAGGAGAAAUUCCUAACUUUUCUUGAGGAUCCUGUACCUCCUUCCGAAGGUGAACCUUCGGAACAACAGUCCGGGGAAGGUUGUUGGCGCAGUGGCAUUAUGCGAAAAUAUGGGCUCCAAGAGUUGGGUUUCGACGCUUACGCAUGGCCAGAAACGCACAUCAAGAUAUCGAGGACAAGCUACAUGUAUGAGAAAAGACACUAUCUACUUACAUCUAGGUAAGUGACUCACCGAUCUAGUAUCCAAAUUCGAUUUGACUUGAUUAAGAUUUUUUUUCUAAGUUGAAGUUCUUGGUCAGAAAACCAUUUACAAAAGCCAUGGAUAGCUUCGUGAGUCGUAGCUAGUCCUCACUAUCCCUCCUGAUUUAUAUAUAAUAUACCGUAACGAAUAUUAGGAGUAGGACCAUUUCGUGGUAUCUUCGUCAUCAUCAUAAUUCAAAUUGUGCGAACGGGCAAGGCCUUCGCAUCGUGUGCGAUGCAGAGUAGCGCGGACCACAUUCUCUUCCUCGAGGACGACUGGGAGGUGAUCGCGCGCCCUCCUGAGCUAGUGUGGUUUCGAUUGCGAGAUGCUGUGUCUCUGUUGCGCCAGCAAAAAGCAGAUCUGGUGCAUCUGCGUCACAAGCUUUUUUACGGUCCGCCCUACUACGAGUUGCUCACCUCGCUGCAGCAUAAUGAACCGCCGCCGACGAGUUUGGCCUUGUAUUUUGCGGAGGAUCCGGUAGAAGCUGACUUUCCCGCUGAAUUCUGGAAUCCGCCUUUUCGAGAGCACGGCACCUGCGACAACAACCGGACAAGUUGGCUGCGGGCUUUGAAAUAUCAGCGUUCUUCAGAAGACGAAAACGGAGCAUUGUAUUCGAGUGCCCCGACUAGUAUCGAGUAUGCGGAGGCCGGGACUCGUAGUAGCAGUAGUAGUCGAGAAAGUGGCGAGGCUGUUGAGGCUAACAGUCACAUGUUGAGAACUACCAGUGAUCAUGGGCCUGGUACGUCAAGCAGUACAACUUCGAGUACGUCAAAGAACUCCUUCCUAGAGUGGUGCGACCAGCAUAUAAUGGGUCCUCUAGAAGAGCAGCCUACCAGUCAGCAGCAAUCCGGUCGUAGCGGAAGCGUUUGCGCUGAUACACGAUUAGACCCUUUUAGGAACAUGUUCUACACUACAAAUCCGACCAUGUACCGACGGAAAGACUGGAUUCGCUACUUUGCCUCUACCGUUGCAAUCCUAGGCGACGCGCGUGCUGUGGAAGAAGCAAUAACUGUUUCCUACACUUAUGUUGACCAAGAACCACCAUUUGUUUUUACAGCUCUUCACUGAGUUGUAGUAACUAAAGUUUAACCUGGUGCUCCUCCUUCAUCGAGUAAUAGUCUACAAUCACAACAUCAUAAUAAAGUCUCUUGUUCGGUCGAACUCGAUUAGCAUUCUCAUUCUCUGUAGUAGUAUGGAUGCCCUUAGUAGUAUGAAUGCUCGAUAAACUGCCCACUUCUGAGGCUUUUCGCUUUAGUAGCAUGCCCUGUAAACCCGAUUCGCUUCUAAUUUGUCUGGCGCGUUGAUCCCGGCUUUCGCGUCGCUUUUUCUCCUGGCCUCUUUCGGCAUAAGCGUGUUGACAGGAAACCAUUCGGGGAAUGUUCGGCUGCGGGUGACUGAGCUUGAUAAGCCAUUCAUGUUGUGUGGCUUGUAGUUUUAGUUCACAACUUUUAGCGAACAUGUUCAACAUCUUGUCAUGAAUGUUGUUUUGUGCGCUGGCAUUGCGUGCGUCCGCACUAGCCAAACUCUUCUCUACUAGGAUUUCCGUGUACAAAAAAGUGUUCUUGUCAACGUACCCUCUGUGAGCAAAAGGAAUUUCCUUUAUUUUAUAUGAUCAUAAUUUCUAGCCUAAAAAGCCUUUUAUUUGUAGCUGUACGUGAAGAUCCGUGACCACCUAAUUUAUUGUAGGAACAUACUCCUUCUGAUGGAAGAACACUAUCGUCAUUCUAACCUACGGUGGAUUUUACGUUUAUCUAACACCUCUAACAUAAAAUGUAGGUACAAUCAUCAUCAUGAUCGUCAUCAUCAUCAACACGAGACCUUCAUCUCCUGUUUCUCUGCAUACACUUCCGACUAGCACAUGUACGUCUUCUUUAGGCCUUCCCUCUUGAUCCGCGUGACAGGGAAGUGUUGUGGGGUAGAUGUUUAAUGUAAGGGUGAGUGCUGUCAUGUUUGACUUGUCAUUCGUUCGUGUGGUUUCGGUCGUGUAUAAGCGCAUUGGUU
Molecule: messenger RNA, 4171 nt
Organism: Amoebophrya sp. A25
Lineage: Eukaryota; Dinophyceae; Syndiniales; Amoebophryaceae
Source: the annotation of a GenBank genome assembly